AUGCUUAAAGUUAUGGGUGGUAGUGGUGGCGGUACUGUUGAUGGUGCCAUCUUAAUUGUUUUGGAUAAAGUUAUUCAUAAGUUGGUCGAAUGGGAAAAAAUUGGACUAUUUAUAAGAUUAGUUAUAUUACAUCCCAGAGUCGACAGUGUAAAAGUUAAAUCCUAA
Messenger RNA from Entrophospora candida, 165 nucleotides. Lineage: Eukaryota; Fungi; Glomeromycota; Glomeromycetes; Entrophosporales; Entrophosporaceae. The record is from the annotation of a GenBank genome assembly.